UCGCGGCGCGCGCGGGCCACCCCGCCGCAGUAUGAGUGUCUCGAACGGCCGCCGCACGCGCACGCUUUCCUCACGCUCUCGCACGGCCCCGCACUCGCGGCACGCACGCUCAUCCUGCACUGGGAGGCGCGCAAGCUUGGCGACGCCGACUGGGUGGGCGUGUUCGGCGCCGACCCGGCCCGCAAUCUGACGACGCCGCUGGAGCGGCUGGUGCCGGACCGGCGCCGCGGCCACCGCCUCACCUCGCUCACGGUUACCCUGCCGCCGCUCGACGACGUCUACGUCAAUGACAACUGCCUGGGCCGCUGGGCGGCCUACAUGCGCGACGGAAAAGUCAGCGCCUCCAGCUGCCUGAAGAGCGAACCCAGCUGGAUGGUGACGAGCAAGGACCUGAUCGGCGCCCAUCGGCUGCGCGACGUCUUCCUUGUCGGCUCGCGCGACGCCGGCGCUGCCGAGCUCGACAUCUGGACGCAGCUCAUGCUGGGCGUGCGCUUCCUAGAUGUGCGCGUCACGUAUGUGGCCGGCGGCGCGGCGCCGUUUUGGGUGGACGUGCGCGACGGCGUGGGCGUGACGCCGCUGCGCGCCGUGCUGUCGCCGCUGCGCCGCUUCCUGCGCGCCUCCAACGAGAUCGUGCUGCUCGAGCUGGCGACGCUGCGUGGCUUUGAAGGCCGGUCGGAGCGGCACGCCGCGCUGGUUGACCUCCUCGAGCGCCGGCUUGGCGACUGGAUGGCGCCCGUCAGUAUGGGCUCCGAACUGCGCCUCAACCAGCUGUGGAACACAGGUCGCCGGCUGGUCGUCACGUACAACCACCAGUCGCGCCGUGACUCGCCUUUCCUCUGGCCGCCGACGCCGGUGGCGCGCCACCCCAGCCGCAACGCCUCCGAGCUGCUCGACUUCGUGGAUGGGCUGAUGACGCGCGCGCCCUAUCCGUAUAACUGGACGAUCGAGACCUGUUUGGACGAGGACGCCGACCUGGCCGAGCGCGCCGCCGCGGCGCGCGAGCUGACGGCUCGCCUGCGCCACCGCUGGUGGGAGCGCGCCAACAUCGUCACUGUCUGCGAUGUGCUGGCCACCGACCUGGUGGACGUGGCGAUCCGCAGCAACGCGCGGCGCCAGCGAUGCCGGCUGGAGGCGGCCACGUGGCGACCGAGCACCGCGCCGCCGCCCACCACGCCGCCGCCGGUCUGGCGCGGCCCGCGCACCCUCGCACAUCUGCCAUGACCUGGGGUCACGGCGAGGUGACAGGGUCACCGACGCCCCGGGCUCAAGAACAUGACCUGAGCGCGGGCGGAAUGAAUUGGCCUGACCUCCGGAGCAGUCGCGCUGCUGAGGCUGAGCAUGGCCUUGGUGGGGGGAUCGCGGCGAUCUGAGCGUUCCGAUGUUCAGUUCACCGAUCCCGAUCUGAAAGUGACAAGCAUUAAGUGCACUCUGGGGGGCUUAAAACGGACUCAGUGCACAGAGUGUUAUACCCACCGUACCGAUUCAAACGCCGGUCUGGUGUUCUGUAGCGUAGUUAGUAUUUUGCGAGCAUUGGCUUCUUAAACGCUAUUUGCAAAUAUUGAUAAGUGGACGUCUAGGGCGAGAGAAUGACGUGACGCGCGCGGAUUUGUAGGUAUUAUGCAUACCAUGUGUAGAAAAAAUGCUUAUUUUUGGUCGUGGAAAUUGUUUUGGGCUGCAGGUCAGCAUGGCCGUUUCGGUUUCGUAAAGAAGGGCGGGACAUGCGUAAAUGGCUUGGGUUUUCCAAAAAAACGAAAUGUUAUUCUAUCUGAAACGAGGAAAAUGUCUGUAUCCCUUUACAACUCUUGCAGCUGCAGACCAGCCGAACUUUCGUCUUUGUUGAGCUGACCGCUGUACCGCCACGUCCAAGACCGAAAGUGAUGUCAUAUUUGAAAGUGCUUCUUCAAUUCCUGCCUUCUUUUAAUGUGUUUGUUUUCGUCCUAGGGCCUACGUUCUAAUACUAGCACUUCACAUAAUUCUUGCAGCAUCAGUUGCUGUUAUUGUUGUACUGUUAUCAUCACAUAAACUCGGUGCCGGCGAUCCAUGUUCAUGUCUAGACAGGAGAGCUGUCGGCAAGUGAUAGCACGAGCCGAUGCCCUCCCAACCAUUGUUACAUUCCAGGGUUACGUCUGUUUCUAAGCUUUUGAAGAUAAGUGUGCGCUACAUGCAGGUGGCCGUGUGCUUGACCAUUCUUUAUUCGCACAUAUUCUGGUAAAACCUCAGAACCAGUUUCGUCUUGUAAAGGCAUCGGGUAGUGUCACUGUAGCACCGCCAAAACAUGAGAAUAUCACCUUAAUUAUUUCCAAGCCACAUUCACGCCGUCAACGCCUUGUAACAGGACUACGCUUCUUUCCUGCAGUCGCGACUGCCGUCGCCAUGACAAGCGCCGCGGCUCCUCCACUACUGCGAAUAAAAGAACGCUUG
This is a messenger RNA of Pollicipes pollicipes, 2421 nucleotides long. RefSeq lists its product as uncharacterized. The coding region runs from base 319 to 1221 and encodes 300 amino acids. The transcript has 2 exons. Gene Ontology annotation, biological process: lipid metabolic process. Gene Ontology annotation, molecular function: phosphoric diester hydrolase activity. The record is from RefSeq and is a predicted model, not a curated record. NCBI's taxonomy places the organism in Eukaryota, Metazoa, Arthropoda, Thecostraca, Pollicipedomorpha, Pollicipedidae.